Molecule: messenger RNA, 1161 nt
Organism: Anastrepha ludens (Mexican fruit fly)
Lineage: Eukaryota; Metazoa; Arthropoda; Insecta; Diptera; Tephritidae
Product: putative SERF-like protein
Exons: 3
Coding region: 156-347 (63 amino acids)
Cellular component (GO): cytosol
Source: RefSeq, a predicted model, not a curated record
ACGAGUUGAUAUUUGGUCGAAUUGGUUCACAACAAAAUUAACGGAACAAUCGAGAACAACUGGCGUGAAAAAUUUUAAUAGAGGCGUUUCGGCCACGGAAAAGUCUUAAAUAAUAUAAAUAAAGUCGCUGGGAGUUUUUGCAUAACAUCUCGAAAAUGACACGUGGAAAUCAAAGAGAUCUCGCCCGCCAAAAAAACCAGAAGAAGCUGCAAGAAUUGGGCAGGGGCAAGCGUAAUGACAAUUUAACAGUUGAGCAACGGAAAGCAAGAGAUGCCGAAGUUAUGCGUGAAAAGCAGAAAAAGAAAGAGGAGGCGGCAGCCGCUUCAGCAGGGGGAAACGCGAAAUAAAAUACAAUAAGAGCAGCUCGCCGAAUUAUAGCAGGCAUUUAAACCAUUACAACAAACAGCUACCAAUAUAAAAUGCAUCAACAACAAAUUCGCAUAUACGUGUGUUCGGUCACCGAAAUGGGCAAACAAUUUUCUUUACUACUCUCACAAGUAUUUGAAACUGAACGAAAUUUUAAACAGUGAAAUACAGAAAUAUGCUCUUGGGGUAGACAAAUAAAGGAAACGAAGAAAAAUUUACGCAAUUGCGUAUAAGCACUGAAACUAACUAACAACAGUAUGAACGAAAAUCAUUUAGCUAAUUAUACGCCACAACUCCUGUGGAAGAAUGCCAAACAUUGAUAUAUAUAGACGCUGAAGCUGCUAAAACCAAUUCUCACAUACCUACCAUUCAUUACUUGCACACCAUAUAUCGCGUUAUCAUUCUUUUUUAGCAAUCUAGAUGUCGUUUUCUCUGCUAUAUUAUAUAUUUGUUUUUUUCCAAAUGAUGAUUGAUGUUGAUGAUUUUUACCUGACUAAAUUUUAAAGCUUAAGAUGGAAUAAAUAUUAAAAAUUAAAAUUUUACACAAUUACCGCAAAAAGAUGAAAAUUCAAAUAUACUUUAAGUUAGUAGAAGAAACCAGCAUCCAAAAAUAACAAAAAAGAAACAAAACGAAGAGGCAAAAUUUUCAAUAUGUAGUGCAGAUCAAUUGAAGUAAAUGAGAGAGAAAAUAAAGAAUUCAAUUAGUAAUUAGUUACUUAGUAUUUUAAGACGAUAUUAUGCUACACAACAAAUUAUAUACAAAUAAAUAUGCGAAAUCUAAGCAAAACACUAAAA